Molecule: messenger RNA, 1678 nt
Organism: Thermothielavioides terrestris NRRL 8126
Lineage: Eukaryota; Fungi; Ascomycota; Sordariomycetes; Sordariales; Chaetomiaceae
Exons: 2
Coding region: 109-1437 (442 amino acids)
Cellular component (GO): cytoplasm
Molecular function (GO): hydrolase activity, acting on ester bonds
Source: RefSeq, a predicted model, not a curated record
AGCGGCGGCAUCAAAACACCUGAACGACAAAAAACGCAUGCCAGCAACCCAGAUGGCAAUCCUAGGACACAGCAUAUCAUACAUUACUGAUUCCAGAAAUCGAAAUUGAUGUCUACGCCCAUGCAGCCCGCGCUACCGCGGGCCACGGCGUUGAUCGCCGUCACCGCCUUCGCCGCCAGCGUCUUGGGCUCUCCCUUCCAAGCCGGGCCAGCCUACAAGCCGCAACUCUCAUUGCCGAGAGGCCGAGCACCAGGCUACGGGCCGCUGAGAUUUCGUCCAGAUGGGACAUUCCACAUCACCAUCUUUGAGGAUCUCGACUUUGGCGAGAAUGCCUGGGAUGCUUGGGGCCCACAGCAGGACAUCAACUCUGUCCGGGUCAUCGAGACCGUUCUCGAUGCCGAGCCUCACAUAGACCUCGUCGUGCUCAACGGCGACCUCAUCACGGGCGAAAACACGUUUCUCGAGAAUAGCACGCACUACGUGGACCAGAUCGUUGGCCCCAUGCUCAAGCGCGGGCUGACCUGGGCGUCGACCUACGGCAACCACGACAACGACUUCAACAUCUCGGCCGCGGCCAUCCUGGCGCGCGAGCAGCUCUGGCCCAACGCCCGCACCACCCAGAUGGUGCCCGACCCCGACGCCGGCGUGUCCAACUACUACCUGCCCGUGUUCGCAGCCGACUGCCGCCGUCCUCCCGGACGACCGCGCGGCGGCUGCCCGCCCGAGCUGCUGCUCUGGUUCUUCGACAGCCGCGGCGGCUUCCGCUUCCAGCAGAAGGACGCGGCGACGGGCCAGCGCGUCGGGCAGCCCAACUGGGUCGACGCGCGGGCGGUCGACUGGUUCCGGCGGACCAACGCCGAGCUGGUGCGCGCGGCGGGGGGCCGGCCCAUCCCGUCGCUGGCGUUCGUGCACAUCCCCACCAACGCGUCGCUGGCGCUGCAGGAGGCCGGCGUGGACCCGCACCGGCAGCCGGGCAUCGACGACGACGUGCCGCUGGCGCAGCAGGCGCAGGGGUGGUGCGCCGACGGGCGGAACGACGGGAGCUGCGCGUACGGUGGCCAGGACGGGCCGUUCAUGCAGGCCGUGGCGUCCACGCCGGGGCUGGUCGCGCUGUUCUCGGGCCACGACCACGGCGAUACCUGGUGCUACAAGUGGGAUCGGCUGCUGCCCGGCAUGACUGUCAAGGGCAGCGGGGUCAACCUGUGCUUCGGGCAGCACUCCGGGUAUGGCGGGUACGGCAGCUGGAUCCGCGGCGCGCGGCAGGUGGUGGUGUCGCUCGAGGGCCUGAAGGACCUGAAGGACCUGGCUGUCGAUACUUACAUUCGGCUCGAGUCGGGCGCGACGGUCGGCGCUGUCACCCUCAAUAGGACGUACGGACAUGAUGAAUAUCCGGCCACGCCGAACGACAAGACCUCGCUCCCUUCAGAUGGUAGUUAGGCCAAAGCUGUCAGCUCGCGCGCUAAGCAGAUGCCCCUCGGACGCCGCCUGUUCCAUUACGGCCUUUGGAUAGGAUGUCUGGCUCAGCUGCGGCGGUUGGGGGUCCAAGCCAGAUGUGUCACACGUCUACAAGCCCCUGGCGUGACGCUGUGCUAUGGGACCUAGUACAGUGAGAUACCUAAUUACAGCAGUCAUUACUGCAUAUAAGAUAGUGAAAUGAACUUGAAGACUAGUUUAGUGC